This is a messenger RNA of Vicia faba (fava bean), 1029 nucleotides long. NCBI's taxonomy places the organism in Eukaryota, Viridiplantae, Streptophyta, Magnoliopsida, Fabales, Fabaceae. The record is from the annotation of a GenBank genome assembly.
AUGGAGCCAUGUUCCAAAGUCCUUGUUGAUUCUGCAAAAGAUAUAAAUCAGGAUAGCUCCCUUUCUCUGGUUUUUUCCGACCCUUAUGCUUUUGAUUGCUGCGUUUGUUUUGAAACCUUGACUGUUCCAGUAUAUCAGUGUGAUAACGGCCAUAUUGUUUGCUCUUCAUGCUGUUGUAAGCUUUGGAAUGAGUGUCACAUCUGCCCAGAUCGUAUUAGCUUCUACCCUUGUAUAGCCAUUGACAAUCUGUUGCGGUCUCUCGAAAUAUCAUGCAAGAAUGAAAAACAUGGCUGUAGAGAGAAAAUAAGUCACGGGGGAAACAAAGAGCAUGAGGAAGAAUGCAUCUACGCGCCAUGUUACUGUCCACAUCCGGGUUGUGACUUUGUUGCAUCAUCUGAAGUGUUGUCUAACCAUUUCAGCCAUGAACAUGAAGAUGCUCUAAUCAAAUUUUCCUAUGGUCACUCCUUCACGGUCUCCUUGAAGUCUAGUGAUGAAACCAUUGUUCUACAAGAGGAAAAUGAUGGCAAGCUGUUUAUUCUCAAUAAUAGUUCUAUGAGUAUGGGAAAUGCAGUCAAUAUUAACUGCAUUGAUCCUGACUCUUCUGAUGCUGUGUAUUGUUAUGAUAUAAUGGCUAUGUCUAAGAUAUGCAGUGUGCUGAAAUUACAUUCUUUUACUAAGAGGGUUCAGAAGAUUACUUUACCAACUAUUUCAUCAGAGUUCCUCUUGAUUCCAUUUUGGUUUUUUGUUUCUUCCGAGCAGGUUGAUAUAGAAAUUUGCAUAACUCCAAUGAUACAAAUAUUCAUAAUAACCCUUGAUGGAAUAAAGCUUCCUCUGAUGGUAAAGAGUUCAGAUACGAUAGCCAACGUGAAGGCGAAGAUUUUGGACAUGAAUGAAAUACCAGUGAUACAGCAACGUCUGAUCAUUAACGGUCAGAUACUAGAUAACAACCUCACAAUUGCUGAUUACAACGUUCAAGAGAAGUCAACCGUCUAUUCUGGACCACCCUCACCAAUAGUAGAAUCACCGUAG